CGUAUUAAUUCGUGCAUCAUGACUGCCGUGGCGUUGCUUUUCGUAGCGGUUUUGACCACUGCAGUGGCAGAUACGAUCGAUUGGGCGCGCGUGCAACCGGUUGAAGAGUUAGACCACUACUGGGCUCGAUUGCCACCGGCAUUACACGCUUUCCGGAACACGUCCCGAAUCACCAACGGACAGGAAGCCGAGCCGGGCCAGUUCCCCCACCAGACGCUCGUGUUGAGCGAGUAUGGCGUGCUGACAACCAUGUGUGGAGGUUCGCUGUUAACGCAACACUUCGUCCUCACGGCGGGUCAUUGCGUGAUGCUGGAUCAGAGCACUCUUGCCAGUGGUGGCACCGUCAUCCUCGGCGCACACAACCGACUUGAGGUCGAACCGACGCAACAGCGAAUUCGUUACGGCCGCAGUGGCAUCGUUGUGCAUCCACAGUACGCCGUCACCAACUACCGCUUUGACGUGGCGCUCGUUCAGCUCAACUCGGCAGCGAUCUACACUGUGGCGGUUCAACCAGUACGUUUGCCGGCCAGAAGCGAUCCACGGCAAUUCGAGGGAUUCAUCGGCACUGUCAGUGGGUUUGGCAGAACGAGUGACACUGAGACGGUGUUUGCCCCAGUACUCCGUUAUACCGUCAAUCCUGUCAUGGCGAACGUCGAUUGUCUCGGGUUUUGGAGUGUGUUGCUCGUAGAACCUCAAAACGUGUGCCUUUCCGGUGAGGGCGGUCGGUCAUCGUGUAACGGGGACUCGGGUGGUCCACUGACUGUGCAGGAAUCGGGAUCGUCAUUGCUGAUCGGUGUGACGUCGUUUGGAUCCGGAAGCGGGUGCACACGUGGUAUGCCGACGGUCUACGCGCGAACUUCCUUUUUCAUGGACUGGAUCAGUGCCAACUCGGAUUACGUCGAUGGUUGA
Messenger RNA from Anopheles nili, 909 nucleotides. RefSeq names its product brachyurin-like. Gene Ontology annotation, molecular function: serine-type endopeptidase activity. NCBI's taxonomy places the organism in Eukaryota, Metazoa, Arthropoda, Insecta, Diptera, Culicidae. The record is from RefSeq and is a predicted model, not a curated record. The transcript has a single exon. Bases 19 to 909 code for a protein of 296 amino acids. Gene Ontology annotation, biological process: proteolysis.